AUGCUCGUCGACACGCUGCCAGAGGAGUUUGUGCCUGCUGUGUACAGCGGCGAGGGCACGUCUGCAGAUGGCGGUCGCGGGACGGCACGGCGACUGGUCAUCAUCGGCGAUGUACACGGGCAGACCAAGGCGCUGGAAGACUUGCUCGAGAAGGUCCAGUUCAAUAACACAAAGGGCGACCACCUCAUCUUCACCGGCGAUCUCAUCAACAAGGGCCCUGACUCCGCCGGCGUCGUUGCCAUGGCUAUGAGGCUGGGCGCACACUCGGUCCGCGGCAACCACGAGGACCGCGUCCUCCUCGCCCACGCCGCCAUGAACAAAAAGUCCCCCGCCACCGCCGCCGACGCCCUGACCGCCCACCAGGUCGCCGAGGCUGCACUGUCCAAGGGUGACCAGCGGGACCGCGAGACCGCGCGGUCGUUAUCGGACGAGCAGAUCCGGUGGCUGGCCGAGCGCCCACUCAUCCUACACAUCGGGCCUAUCCCUCGCGGCGGCGGCGGCGGCGGCAACGGCCAACCCCCCACCUUUGAGAACAUGGUCGUGGUCCACGCCGGUCUGGUGCCCAACGUCUCGCUCGAGGCCCAGGACCCCUGGGCCGUCAUGAACAUGCGCACCAUCACGCUGCUCAAGAGGCGAAACAAGGACGAGAAGAAGAAGGAGAAGAAGAAGGCAGGGAAGAACAAGAAGGGCGAGGAGUCGGAGCCCAUCACGACGGUCGUGUAUGGCCAUGACGCCAAGUCUGGCCUGCAGGUUCCCAAGGAGUUUGGCAAGGGCAAGAGGGGGUACACGUUUGGUCUCGACUCGGGCUGCGUGUACGGGAAGAGCCUGACCGCCCUGGUGAUCGAGGUGAAAGAUGGCGCUGCUGUGUACGAGAUUGUACAGGUUGACUGUGAAGCGGCUGCGGCUGUGGACGCGGUAGCAAAGUGA
Molecule: messenger RNA, 927 nt
Organism: Cryphonectria parasitica EP155
Lineage: Eukaryota; Fungi; Ascomycota; Sordariomycetes; Diaporthales; Cryphonectriaceae
Exons: 3
Coding region: 1-927 (308 amino acids)
Biological process (GO): polyphosphate catabolic process
Cellular component (GO): cytoplasm
Molecular function (GO): phosphatase activity; endopolyphosphatase activity
Source: RefSeq, a predicted model, not a curated record